Messenger RNA from Contarinia nasturtii (swede midge), 1992 nucleotides. It is a transcript of the gene Dic1, whose product is annotated as mitochondrial dicarboxylate carrier. The record is from RefSeq and is a predicted model, not a curated record. Gene Ontology annotation, molecular function: thiosulfate transmembrane transporter activity; malate transmembrane transporter activity; sulfate transmembrane transporter activity. NCBI's taxonomy places the organism in Eukaryota, Metazoa, Arthropoda, Insecta, Diptera, Cecidomyiidae. Gene Ontology annotation, biological process: malate transmembrane transport; succinate transmembrane transport; phosphate ion transmembrane transport. Bases 648 to 1520 code for a protein of 290 amino acids. The transcript is spliced from 4 exons.
AUAUGCACGAUAAGUGGGAGGAAAAGUCAAAAUCAGCUGUAAUCUCCCUACUUAAAUGUGACUGAUUUUUUUAUUGAAAUGAUUGGUGUUUCACGUGCUGAAAAUCACAUUCAUGCAUUAUCAUCACCAAUUUCCUUCAAUUUUAUCGCUCAAAUGUGGUGCCAUUUACAUUGCAAUUGAAAAAAUAUCAAUGUCAAGCUGAUGUCCUCCCCAUUAUCUGCAUGUAUGUGUGUGUUUAUAUGAAAUACACGUAUCGUAUCGUAUUUUUUUCGAAUAAUUUCUUCUUGUCAUUUGUCCCGAUGUACACACGUGCAAUUUUCAUCGCUUUCAAAACAUGAAUAUCAUCAGCAACCUGUUUUCAUUCUCCAAUUCAAAUCAACCAAAACCAGAUAAUUUCGAUCAUUUUCACAAUCAUAAAACCACGUCUAUGUAAUUUUAUUUUUCGCAUUGUUUGCAAAUCGUAAUUAGUGUGUAUUUGUUCAUUCAUUCAUUUCAUCCAUCACCAAACAAAUACAUACCAGUUUCAUAUCAUUGAAUAAGCAAAUAACACACAAAUUUCUAGUGGUGUAUAGUGUAUUAAGAAUAGUUUUGAGGAGAGUUUUGGUGGAGAAAGUGGAAAAAAAUAGUGAUAAUCUACUAGCUUCAUCAUGUCUUCAGACUUAAAACAGAACAAAGUAUCACGAUGGUAUUUCGGUGGUAUGGCAAGUGGUGGAGCCGCUUGUUUUACACAUCCAUUGGAUUUAUUGAAAGUGACACUACAAACACAACAAGAGGGGAAACUGUCCAUAUUGCAAUUAACGGGUAAAAUAAUCCGAGAACGUGGUGUAUUUGCUCUCUAUAAUGGAUUAUCGGCAUCGAUGUUGCGUCAAUUAACCUAUUCAACAACACGAUUUGGUCUGUACGAAAUCGGAAAAGAGGAUUAUGGAAAAGGUUUCAUGGGAAAAGUGAUGUUGGCCGGAGCAUCGGGCGCUGCUGGAGGUUUUGUCGGAACACCAGGUGAUAUGAUAAACGUCCGCAUGCAAAACGAUGUCAAGCUGCCACCAGAACAAAGAAGAAACUAUAAACAUGCCAUCGACGGUUUGAUGCGAGUCCAUCGUGAAGAAGGAUUUCGACGUUUAUUCUCCGGUGCGACAAGUGCAACGGGUCGUGGUCUAUUAAUGACGGUUGGACAAAUUGCCUUUUACGAUCAAGUGAAGAAAAUGCUUUUGUCGACGGGUUACUUCAAAGAUGAUCCACGUUUACAUUUCUUAUCAUCGUUAGCAGCUGGUGCUAUUGCCACUGUUCUGACACAACCAUUGGAUGUGAUUAAAACAAGAAGCAUGAAUGCUGCACCCGGUGAAUUUAAUGGGCUUCUUGCAAUUGUUGCUCAUACGGCCAAACUCGGUCCGAUGGGCUUCUUUAAAGGUUUCGUGCCAGCAUUCGUGCGUCUUGGUCCACACACAGUGAUCACAUUUUUAUUGCUUGAACAGUUACGCUUAAAUUUUGGAACAUUGCCGGCCACUCAAAAACUUCAAGCAUGAUCACCAACCAAUUGAUAUUUGUUUUUAAAUAGAGAAGAAGAAGAAGAAGAAAAACAUGAAAACAUUGAACAAUAAUUUUAUUGAUAAUAAUGAUAAACCAUGAUGAUAAUAAUGAUAAUAAUAGCUUUCGUUCCUUUUUUCCUUCGGUGCUUGUUACUAUAUGUACAUAUAAAUGUGUAAAUAUGUGUGUUUUCAAGAAAACAAAGCAAAAAAAAAACAAAAAAAAAAACAUUUCAAUCGUUUACAAAUUGUUAAAUGUAAUUUUUCAAGGAAGAUAGCUUUGAUUAUUGUUGAAAGAGAGAUCGCGCUUUUACAAUUACUCAUAUAUUGUAUUUGUUUUGUUGUUGUUGUUUUUAUUAUUAUUUUAAAUUUUUGUUAUUGUGCAUGGAUGAAAUCUAUCCAUAUACGCGUAUACUUAGAAUAAAUAAAACAAAGAAUGCUUUGUUGUCGAUGAACAAUUCUAAUAUAUAAA